CCCAGACCCCACCAGGUGUGAGACGCUGUAGAAGUCCCGCACAGGAGACAGGACAGAGACUCAACACUUCAACUCUUCUGUUAUCUACUCCAAGAAGUGGCAGAGGAGAGGGAAACCCCAGCCAAGCCCUGCACAGGAGGCAGGCUGUGCAGUCUGGACACAGCCAUGAUGCAACUUGCAACAGUUGCACAGGAAUCUUUCCCGGAGGAGGCAGGGCCCCUCAUCCACAGUAUCCACGGGCCGCACAGGAUCAAGCCUCCCUCGUGUCGGGCCCUGCGCAGUGCUGUGUCCACACUGGCACGCCUCGAUGACUUCACCUGUGAGAAGAUCGGAGCAGGCUUCUUCGCAGAGGUCUUCAGGGUGCAGCACCGUGAGUCUGGACAGAUCAUGGCUCUAAAGAUGAACACUCUGCCCUGUAAUAAGGCCAACCUGCUCAAAGAAGUGCAACUGUUGAAUCGACUGUCUCACCCCAACAUCCUCAGGUUUAUUGGAGUUUGCGUCCACCAGGGCCAGCUCCAUGCUCUCACAGAGUACAUAAACGGAGGGAACCUAGAGCAGCUGUUGGCCAGUGACAUGUACCUGUCGUGGAGCUUACGCCUGAGCCUGGCCCUGGACAUUGCACGAGGACUGGAGUAUCUGCACAGCAAAGGCAUCUUCCACCGGGACCUCACCUCCAAGAACUGCCUGGUGCGCUGGGAGGGCGGUGUUUGCACAGCGGUGGUGGGAGACUUCGGCCUGGCAGAGAAGAUCCCAGAUUACAGUGAGGAUGGUACGCAAGAGCCCUUGGCUGUGGUGGGCUCCCCCUACUGGAUGGCCCCGGAGGAGCUCAGAGGAGAGGUCUAUAAUGAAAAGGUGGAUGUGUUUGCUUACGGUAUCAUCCUUUGUGAGAUAAUCGCAAGGAUCGAGGCAGACCCUGACAUUCUGCCACGCAAAGAGGACUUUGGGCUGGACAUGGAGACAUUCCAGCACAUGGUGCAAGAUUGCCCUCCUGACUUCCUGGAUCUGGCCAUCACCUGUUGUAAUCUGAGUUCAGAGCUACGUCCGUCCUUCUCACAAAUUGCACUGGAGCUGGAGCAGCAGGCAAAGAGGAAGCAGAAGGAACAGACUCUGGUUAAAGCUGCCUCACCUCCAGUUAACCUGCUACAUCGCCAUUCACUCAGCCUCCCGACAGACCCUCAUCCGUUGGACAUACUCCACUCCCCAGAUACGUCCCCUUGUGUCACCCCCACCCACCGCACACGUGUCAAUCCUUUCUCUGGGAGAAAGGACCUGAAAGGGGGCAAGAUUAAACUUUUUGAUACCCCCAGUAAGUCAAUUAUGUCCUUGACCUUCACGCUGCCCCCUCCUCCGGAGGAUAGUGUACAGAUGAACAGUGUGAGUGAAGACGAGAAGCUUUUAGGAGAAAGCAUAGACUACAGCGGGACAGGGGACUCGGGACUGUCGGAGCAGUCCAUGAGCUCUAGCCCUUUGUCCUCUAACUCUCCAGACACUCAGGACAGGUCUUCCCUGUAUUAUAACCUGACUUCACCCCCCUUCCACUCCUCCACUCCUCCGUCAAAUAGCUGUGGGUAUCAUUCCACACCCACUGAUCCAGGCGCCCUGUGUCCACUGCCCAAGCUAGACUAGAAAAGGAUCGUAUUCUCUCUGGCCGCUGUCUGCCAGGACUGCCCUUGUACUUCCAUUGUAUUGUUAAGAAUAAAGUUUAAUAAAGAUUGUGUUAAAUAAAAAGUGGAAUGC
Molecule: messenger RNA, 1737 nt
Organism: Periophthalmus magnuspinnatus
Lineage: Eukaryota; Metazoa; Chordata; Actinopteri; Gobiiformes; Gobiidae
Product: dual specificity testis-specific protein kinase 2-like
Exons: 11
Coding region: 166-1626 (486 amino acids)
Biological process (GO): positive regulation of stress fiber assembly; actin cytoskeleton organization; protein phosphorylation
Cellular component (GO): cytoplasm; nucleus
Molecular function (GO): ATP binding; protein serine/threonine kinase activity
Source: RefSeq, a predicted model, not a curated record